GACGGAGACGGCGCGGAGAAGGCGAAGUCGAACUAGAGCAGUACAGCGAUAACCGAAGGACAGAGAUGGCUGCGACACCGCCGCCGCCGCCGCAAGUGGCGGUCCACCCCGCCGUUCAGCCGCUGGCUUUUUUACUAGGCACAUGGAGAGGGCAAGGGGAGGGAAGUUUUCCGACAAUUUCACCUUUCAGAUACUCCGAGGAGCUUCAGUUCUCUCACUCUCCAAUCAAGCCAGUUAUAGCUUAUUCUUCCAAGACGUGGAAAUUGAGCAGCGGAGAGCCGAUGCAUUCCGAGAGUGGUUACUGGAGGCCUAAAUUGGAUGGAACUAUCGAAGUUGUUGUUGCUCAAAGCACUGGCCUCGUUGAAGUGCAGAAAGGGACAUACAAUGCUGAACAGAGAAGUGUGAAUCUAAAGAGUGAUCUUGUUGGGAAUGCUUCUAAGGUGAAAGAGAUACACCGGGCUUUUGAAAUGGUUGACGGAGAACUGGUUUAUGUCGUUGAAAUGGCUACCAAUCUCACUAGCCUGCAAACACACUUGAAGGCCAUCCUGAAAAAGGUAUGAUAUAUGUUUAUGUUCUUAUUCUGCGCAUUUUUAAUCGAAUAAAUUAUAUUGUCCCACUGCGCAUGCUGGAACAUCUUCAUGAACAUUCAUGGUGAUCCAAAUCAUAUAGAAUGCAGUUCUGUGGCUAUAGAGUUUGUUCUGAAAUAAAUAGGAUUCUGUUUACAUUA
Messenger RNA from Andrographis paniculata, 727 nucleotides. Its product is annotated as peroxynitrite isomerase Rv2717c. The coding region runs from base 66 to 560 and encodes 164 amino acids. The record is from RefSeq and is a predicted model, not a curated record. The transcript has 4 exons. NCBI's taxonomy places the organism in Eukaryota, Viridiplantae, Streptophyta, Magnoliopsida, Lamiales, Acanthaceae.